GGCGCCGAGUGGUUAUCAUCUGGAAACACAAAAACAAAGUCGAGCACUUGAUAAGGAAACCGAGAAAUAUGAGACCUCGCCAAAACAAUAACAAUAGCAAUAACAGCAGCGAAAUGGAUAAGUCGGUUCGCCAGUUCGGAGUAACAGCGUCCAAAAGCCAGUGAUCGACGAAGCGUGCGCUACGAAACAUGUCAGCGCCUUCAAAUGUCGCGUCAAAAUCAGCAGGAGCUCCUCAGGAUUCGGAAUCCCCAGGGGAUUCAGGGUCAGGAUCACCCGCCUACAUUGCCGCCUUGGAUGUGGGCACCACCUGUGUGAGGUGCUUCGUGCUGGACGAGCGAUGUGUGGUCAGGGGAUCGGCGGUGGAUGCCGUGGAACUACUGAACCCACAGCCGGGCUAUUUCGAAAUCGAACCGGAGAGCUUGUGGCGUAAAAUUGUGAAUGUUAUAAGUCGGGCGGUAAAGGAGGCCAAGCUGACGCCCUUGGAAAUCACUUGCAUGACCAUCUCCACUCAGCGCUGUACCUUUCUUACCUGGGAUCACCGCAGUGGCGAGUACUACCACAAUUUUAUCACCUGGAAGGACCUGCGCGCCGAUGAACUGGUGGAGCAGUGGAAUGCUAGCUGGACGAAGAGCUCCAUGAAUUGGUUUUCGUAUGCCUUAUUCCUAGUCACCCGUCAAUCGAGAUUCCUCGCAGGAAGUGUCCUUAAACUGAUGAAUGGCCAAGUCACGCCAAGACUGCUCUUUGAGAUAAUGCACAACAAGAAAUUAAAACAAGCUCUGAUACAGCAAAAGGCUCGUGUGGAGCUCCUGGACUCGUGGAUCCUGCACAAACUAAAAACUGGCAGCAGCCGUGAUAAGGAUGUAGAGCACAUAACCGAUGUAACCUCAAGUACGGCGACGGGCUUGUACGAUCCCUUCACGCUCAGCUGGUCUCCUCUUAUAAGUUGGCUCUUUGGCAUUAACUCCAAAAUCCUGCCGCGUGUGGUUGACAAUGCCUACAGGGGUUUCGGGCAAGUGCAUCCAACUGCCUUGGGUCCAGAUUGGGCCAACACAAAGAUUCCCAUUGCAGCUUCUCUUAGUGAUCAAACGGCUGCCAUGUGGGGUUCACAGUGUUUCAAGAAUAACGACGUCAAGGUAACCAUGGGCACAGGAGCGUUUUUGAAUCUGAUCACGGGCGACCGGUGUCAUGCUGCCAUCUCUGGAAUGUACCCCCUGGUUGCGUGGCAGAUCAAAAGCCAAGCGAAGCACCAAGGAGCCGUCUACUGCAUCGAGGGAGCCUCCCAUGACUUUGGCACCGUAGUUACCUGGGCGCAAUCCUGCGAGCUCUUCGAGAAUCCUGCGGAUACAUCAGAUAUUGCAGAGUCUGUUUCAGACACAAAUGGUGUAUUUUUUAUGCCCGCCUUCAGUGGCCUGGGGCCCCCGGUGAACGACUAUCGGUCGGCAAGUGGCUUCAUUGGCCUCAGUCCAUCUACCACAAAAGCCCACAUGGUUAGGGCCCUGCUCGAGAGCAUAGUCUUUCGCCUGGUGCAACUAAUCGAGUCUGCUGAAAAUGAAACCUCUCAAAAGCUUCAAAUGAUUAGGGUUGAUGGCGGCGUCUCCCGCAAUGACUUCGUCUGCCAAUUCCUUGCCGAUCUCAGCCAGCUGAGUGUAGAGCGCGCCGAGAACGCAGAGAGCAGCAUAAUGGGCGCCACAUUUAUGGCUGGCAUUAACCACGGCAUUUGGCGCAAUGUGGAGGAUCUCAAGUGUUUCCGGCAGGUGGAACGGGUCUUUGAACCGCGCGCCAAGGAAUACGACACCGUAGCCAACCGGAUGGACAAGUGGGUCCAAGCAAUAGCUCGUUUCAGCGAGUGGUACUAGUUUGUGUAUGUUACACUUUAAUUGUUUGUAUGUCUUAAGCGCUACGGUCAUUAAAUACUUAGAAGGCUA
Drosophila rhopaloa is the source of this 1925-nucleotide messenger RNA. Its product is annotated as putative glycerol kinase 5. The transcript has 6 exons. The record is from RefSeq and is a predicted model, not a curated record. Lineage: Eukaryota; Metazoa; Arthropoda; Insecta; Diptera; Drosophilidae. Gene Ontology annotation, molecular function: kinase activity; phosphotransferase activity, alcohol group as acceptor. Gene Ontology annotation, cellular component: mitochondrion. Bases 189 to 1856 code for a protein of 555 amino acids. Gene Ontology annotation, biological process: glycerol-3-phosphate biosynthetic process; glycerol metabolic process; triglyceride metabolic process.